AUGGCAAAGGAUAAGAAGAAAAAUGGGAAGAAGGCAGAAAAACCUGUAUAUCCUAUUCCUGCACAAGAUACUACAGCUGAGAGUAAUUCAACAAAACUGGUAGAUGGGAUUGAAGUGGAAGAAACACAGAAAAAUCCAGUGAUACCAGAGAAUGAACCAGAGGAAGUAGAGGAACCUCCAGUCCAAGAUGUUCCUCAAUACUGUGAGGAGCCUGCUCUUACAGAAGUUAUUGUAAAAAGCUAUGUGGGUGAAAAAGUCCGUGGAAUGUACGAGGGUGAAGGAUUUGCAUGUCUUGAGGGGGGAAAUACAUAUAAGGGCAUGUUCUCUGAAGGGCUUAUGCAUGGACAAGGGACUUACACAUGGGCUGAUGGAGUGAAGUAUGAGGGAACAUUUGUUAAGAAUGUGCAGAUGUUUAGUGGCCGUUACACAUGGAAUGAUGGCAGCAUUUAUGAAGGAUCAAUCCAGUAUGGCAUGAGGCAUGGAUUUGGAUUUUUCAGGAGUGGUACUCGUCCUGUUUCUUACGUUGGCUAUUGGUAUAAAGGCAAAAGACAUGGAAAAGGUACCAUUUAUUAUGAUCAGGAACGUACCUCUUGGUAUUCAGGCGACUGGGUAAACAACGUCAAAGAAGGAUGGGGAAUUCGAUGCUAUAAGUCUGGAAAUACCUAUGAGGGUCAGUGGGAGAAAAAUGUACGUCAUGGAAAGGGAAGAAUGAGAUGGCUGACAACUAAUCAAGAGUAUAUAGGACAGUGGGUGUGUGGCAUACAGCAUGGAUAUGGUACCCAUGUAUGGUAUUUGAAGAGAAUGCCUAUGUCUCAGUAUUCCUUAAGGAAUGAAUACGUAGGUGAUUUUGUAAAUGGGGAACGACAUGGAUGUGGGAAGUUCAUAUAUGCCAGUGGAGCAGUAUAUGAUGGUGAAUGGGUUUGUAAUAAGAAGCAUGGCAAGGGCAAGUUUGUCUUAAAGAAUGGUCAUGUUUAUGAAGGAGAGUUCAUAGAUGAUCAUGUGGUAGAAUAUCCUGCUUUUCAAGUGGAUGCAAUGAAUGCAAAAUUGCUGAAUGCCAUUUGCACAGCAAGUAAUUUUGGCACUGAAAACAUCACAAUGAUUAAUAUCUCAGAAAAUACUUCUAUUCUGGGAUCAAAUAUUGAGUUGGAUUUAUCUUCACUGCUUGACUUGUUGCCAAUGGAAGAGAGACACAAAGAAGUGAAACAAGUAGAAUUUGCUGUGUUGAGGCAUAUGACAGAACUGAGAAGAAUUUACAUCUUCUACAGCAGCUUAGGCUGUGAUCACUCUUUUGACAACAUCUUCCUCAUGACCAAGUUCCAGUUUUGGAGAUUUCUGAAGGACUGCCGGUUUCAUCAUGCCAACAUAACUCUUGCAGAGAUGGAUCGGAUAUUGAGUGGUGAUAAAACACCACUUGAGGAGAUCCAUUGUCCACAUGAGACUUUACUGUUCAGAACAUUUUUAUCUUACCUUACUCGUCUAGCAUUUCAUAUCUAUCAUGAAGAGCACAAAGAAAAAAGUCCUUAUCUGCAGAAGUGUUUUGUAGAAAUGAUGUCCAGGAAUGUUAUUCCCACUGCCUGUCAUACCCAGGGUAUCUUGUUUUCUGAUGAACGAUGUACGGUUCUUGCCAUGAGCUACAUUGACAAAUGCUGGGAAAUAUACAAAUCUUUUCGGAGACCAAGAACCAAACCUCCAUUUGAACCCACAAUGAAAAUGAGGCAUUUUCUUUGGAUGUUAAAAGAUUUUAAACUUAUCAGCAAACAACUAACAGCUUCAAGAAUUGUGGAAAUCCUUGUCAAAGAUGGUCCCUCUCUACAGGACAGCAGUACUAUCAACCUGGAGCAGGAGUUGGUUUUUCUUGAAUUUGUUGAAGCUCUUCUUGGUUGUGCAUUGGUGUAUGUCACCCGUGAUAUGAUUAAGGAGCAAAUGGAUCGGGAUAGUUGGAAAAGGAGCAGUUUUAGAAUCAAGGGUCCCUCUGAUGAAAUCACACAUAUAUCUCUGAGCUCAGAGUUCUCCCUGUCCCAGUUCACCUACAGCAGUGUAAUUGGUUCGGACAUGUACAGUGACACUUCUGAGGCAACUGAGCUUUGUUCACAGUUGGCUGUAAGUGAAAAUGCUGCAUCAUCACAGGAUGAAAUAAAGGAACAUAAGAAAUCUAGGCAUCUACUAACUGAAUUUAGAACUUCCUGCCAGCCACUGAGACCUUCUGAAGACAGAGGGUCUCCUCUUCAAGAAUUUUCAUCAGUGUUUAACUUGCAUGUUGCAGAUGAACGAGAAGCCAAAACUGAACAAGAUGAGAAAUUUAGUCUGCGGAUGCGUCAGGUGCAGAUCUUUUUUACAGCUAAGCUCUUCCCUGCCUAUCAGCAUGAAAAAGUGCUGAGGGAAAAAAUACUAGAAAAUCGAAUACAGGAUGCUGAGUUAGCUGAGCUGAGAAAGCUCAAGGAUGAGGAGCUGGCAAAACUUAUAGCUGCAAGAGAAGCAGAAGAGUCAAAAAUGCACGAAGCAGCUGCAGCAGCAGAAGCAGUUGACUCCAGUUCAGAUUUGCAGGAGUUAGAGAGGCCUGGCACACGGUUAGGACCCCCUCCCAAGGACGAGGCAGUCACUGCACCAUCCCCUAUCUCUACCAAGGGGCAACGCAGAAAGAAAAAGAAGAAACCCUGA
Messenger RNA from Chaetura pelagica (chimney swift), 2658 nucleotides. It is a transcript of the gene RSPH10B, whose product is annotated as radial spoke head 10 homolog B (Chlamydomonas). The coding region runs from base 1 to 2658 and encodes 885 amino acids. The record is from RefSeq and is a predicted model, not a curated record. Lineage: Eukaryota; Metazoa; Chordata; Aves; Apodiformes; Apodidae. The transcript is spliced from 19 exons.